AUGCAAUCAGAUAAGUCAGUUGAUGAAAGCGACUCGGAUGAGUCGGUCGAAAUAAACGAUGAAUCAAAAAAUGCCCGAAAUUCUGUAUCCGACACCGAUUGGCUCAAGUUGAGAAUGAGGAGAAGGUUGGAUUGGGUGGAUGACGAGGAAGAGGAAGAGGAAUUUCUGUCCGAGGGUGAACACGGUAAUAUUGGAAGGCAGAACGAAGGGUUCAAGGGCAAUGAUCUUAAUAUUCAACAAAGCCACGAAAUCAAAGACGAAAUGGUACAAAAUAUUCCUCGUGAUGAUAAGGAUGCUGUGAACGAGGUCCCACCGGAAGAGUCUAUUGGUGACACCGGACGUUUGUUCGUUCGAAACUUACCUUAUGUGUGUACGGAAGAAGAUUUAAGGAAAGAAUUUAACAAGUUUGGACCACUGGCUGAGAGCGACGCCAUUGCCGAGUCGAUUGCACAUCGAUUUAAUGUUAAGAAAUCGGUCAUCCUGGACCCAGAAUCGGAUAAUUUGUCCGCCCGACUUGCCCUUGCAGAAACACAUAUUAUUCAAGAGACAAAAUCUUAUCUGGAACAUAACGGAGUCGUGUUGGAUUCUUUUAAAAGGAAAGAAAAGAGUGACAAUGUGAUUUUGGUGAAAAAUACCAAGUUCGGUAUCACAAAAGAAGAUUUGACCCAGUUGUUUGGAUGGUACGGUGAAAUUGGACGUAUAAUAAUCCCACCUGCCCAAACAAUCGCAAUUGUAGAAUUUAAAUUUCCGACAGAGGCAAGAAAUGCGUUCAAAAAUCUUGCGUAUAAAAAAUUUAGGGGAUUGCCUCUUUAUUUGGAAAAGGCACCCAUGGGAAUUUUUAAGGAUGAAAAUGAACAAAAUCCAGAAACAAAUGAAAAUAACGACUCACCCGCGCAGGGGCUUUCUUCCGCAGAUCUCGUUGAAUCUUCGCGGGAUAUGGACGACGAUGUUGAGGUAUCUUCACAGGUGACUGCUACUUUAUUCGUUAAAAACCUGAACUUUGAAACCGACGAGGAAGGACUGAAGAAGGCAUUCAGGAGCACUCCUGGCAUGAGAUCAGCAAGGAUUAAAAUGAAAAAUGACCCCAAAAAUUCUGGGAAAAAGUUGAGCAUGGGAUUUGGGUUUGUCGAGUAUGACAGUUUGAAGAACGCAAAGAAUUCCUUGAAGGCGAUGCAGGGUUUCGUGCUGGACGGUCAUGCCUUGCAACUAAAGUUUUCAAAUAAAGGUCUAGAUCAAGUACAAAGGAAACGAAAAGAGGAUGAGGAAGCAAAGAAGAAACAAGAAUCUACUAAGAUUAUUGUUAAGAACUUGGCCUUUGAGACGACCAAAAAAGAAUUGAAAGAAUUGUUCAGUGCGUAUGGUCAAAUAAAAACCCUUAGACUACCCAAAAAAUUUGAUGGCACUUCUCGUGGCUUUGGAUUCGUAGAAUUUCUCACAAAAAGAGAUGCUCGAAACGUAAUGGAAAAAUUAAGUGAUACACAUUUAUUAGGUAGACAUCUUGUUCUUGAGUAUGCCGAAGAGGACAAGGACAUCGAAGAAUUAAGAGAGAAAGUUGGAAGAGAGUUCAUUGGGAAUGUCGAAGGUGGUGACGGAAAGAUGAGGAAGAGACGAAAGGUGGAUAUGGAAGAUUGGGCAGAAUCCAAGAAUGAAAUGGAAGAAUGA
Molecule: messenger RNA, 1662 nt
Organism: Acaulospora colombiana
Lineage: Eukaryota; Fungi; Glomeromycota; Glomeromycetes; Diversisporales; Acaulosporaceae
Source: the annotation of a GenBank genome assembly